Ogataea philodendri is the source of this 1413-nucleotide messenger RNA. RefSeq lists its product as uncharacterized. NCBI's taxonomy places the organism in Eukaryota, Fungi, Ascomycota, Pichiomycetes, Pichiales, Pichiaceae. The record is from RefSeq and is a predicted model, not a curated record. The coding region runs from base 1 to 1413 and encodes 470 amino acids. The transcript is spliced from 2 exons.
AUGGAAAAUAUGAAAGUCUCAUUGCGGAUUACUCGGGAAACCAGGAAGUACACAGCCCAACCAACUACUCCUAGUUUCCUUGUUCCCAAAUCCGAUUACCAUAAUGUCAAUAUCACCAUGAGCCAUUGGCAGUUGAAGGACCUGGUUUGUUCGUCGUCCACGUCGCACUCUGUUUACUUCCCGUCGGCCAGCAAUUUGAUGUCUCUUGAUCUACGGCACAAGAAGGAUAGGAAGGACUCUUCUCCCUCCAGUUCCAAAUCCCUCAAAUUAGUGGCCAAGUUCGAAACAUCGCCGCGGUCCUUAAAAGAGCUCGAUGAUGUGAUCGCCGUUAGUGGGGUUGUCAGUGCCACUCCACAAGGUGUCACUUUGGGCUGCUGCCGCGGUCUUUUUGGGCUCUAUACCAAACAUAACGAAUCUGUCAUCAACCAGAAUGUUGGAAGUCUGAUCAACAACUCGGUUUCUCUGUACAAGACGUCCAAUUCCUUGUACAGGUCCAUUCUUUGCAACAACGACCAAAACAUGUAUUUCCUGGAUAUCACCAACAACGGUCUGACUCCUACCCGUUCAAGCAUAAAUAUCGGCAUCCCGUUAAAUCACUCCAGCAUAGCUCCAGACAACAAGAGCAUUAUAGCGGUAGGCGACUCGUCCAAGAUAUAUGUUCUUCAUCCCGAAGAGAAUAUGUCGAACGUGCAAGCCAAUCGGAGCGUCUCUACAAGCUAUCUGUGUGGAAUAUCUACCGACUGGAGUUCUUCGGGAAUGCAGUUUAGUGUUUGCUUCCAGGACGGUGCCAACCUAAUUUACGAUGUGCGGAAACAGGACCAUGCGUUGCACGAGAUCCAUUCCACACGUUUGGACGCCAGCGGAGACUUCCGUGUUUGCAAGUUUAGCGGAGGAACAGAAGACCUGCUCUUUAUCUCUGAACAUCAAGGAAGAGUGCACGUUGUGGACACCAGAGAUUAUACAAAACAUCAAGUUAUAUUGUUGCCAAGACGACUCUAUGAUCAGGACACAGGUACAUACACACAGCCUAUUGUGAAGUCUCUCGAGGAGGUGAAUGCCAUGGACGCUGCCAUGAUGUCUCUUCCGAACUCGAACGGACCUGGCUUCCGCAUAGGACAGAGGCCUCUUCCCCGUACUGGAGCGGGCGAUCGCGCAAACCAGCCUCGCAGAUUCAGGUAUGACACAUCAAACGAGGAGACACAAACUGGCGGAUUGACUCGCGCCCCACCAGAAGACGUUGUUCUUGACGACGAAUCCAUGAAGUUCCUCGACAGCAGCCUCGAGAUCGGCGGCUUGGACAUUUCGCGCGUAAACGACAACGGAUCUCUGGUGAUUGGCAGCGACGACGGUCUGAUCCACUGGGGAAUUGAUUCGUGGAAAAGACGCUGCUUCCCGUCCUUCGAGAUGGUCUGA